Molecule: messenger RNA, 1113 nt
Organism: Eufriesea mexicana
Lineage: Eukaryota; Metazoa; Arthropoda; Insecta; Hymenoptera; Apidae
Product: phosphatidate cytidylyltransferase, mitochondrial
Exons: 1
Coding region: 1-1113 (370 amino acids)
Biological process (GO): cardiolipin biosynthetic process; CDP-diacylglycerol biosynthetic process
Cellular component (GO): mitochondrion
Molecular function (GO): phosphatidate cytidylyltransferase activity
Source: RefSeq, a predicted model, not a curated record
AUGGAAAAAUUAAAAAAUAUUCAACAACUAAAAGAAGUACUUAAAAAUUUUCCAAGAAAUAUAAAAUUUUGUUUUGCAUAUGGAUCUGCUGCAUUUAAACAAUUAAAUAAUCAGUCUAACAAUGUAGUGGAUCUUAUAUUUGUUGUUCGUAAUGUGAACCAAUGGCAUACUGAGAAUUUAAAACUUAAUCCAACACAUUAUGCUCAGCCAUUACGAUUUUUUGGACAAAGAGCAAUUACUAAUGUCCAAGAAAAAUGGGGUGCUAAGGUAUAUUAUAAUACAUUAAUUAAAAUGGCAGAAGGAUAUACCAUCAAGUAUGGAAUAAUUUCUGAAGUUUCACUAAUAGAAGAUUUAAUAGAUUGGCAUGACAUAUAUUUAGCAGGAAGGUUACACAAGCCAGUUAAAAUACUCAUCGAACCAAAUGAAUAUUCUAAGUUACCUACAGCUCUAGUACAAAAUUUACAUUCAGCUGUACAUGCAGCAUUAAUAUUACUCCCACAACACUUUACAGAAAUUGAAUUUUAUAAAAUUAUUGCUGGUUUAUCCUAUAAUGGUGAUUUUCGAAUGAUCUUCGGUGAAAAUCAAGAAAAAGUUAAUAACAUCGUUUUAUCCCAGUUGGCAUAUUUUAGACAAUUGUAUAGUCCAAUUUUACAACAUUUUGAUAAUUAUGUGGAUAUUCCAAAGUUUGAGACUAUGGCAGUCACCUGCCAUCAAGAUAUAAGUCCUGCAACAAGAAUUCAUCAUUUCAAUCAGUUACCUAGAGUACCACAAGUUAAACUUGUCAGAGCAUGGCGUCGUGGUCCAAUAUCAGUGGAUACUGAAGAUUGCUUACGUGCAAUAGCUUAUGAUCCUGAUUGUGGUGAAAUAUUAAAUCAUUGUUUGAAAGAAAUUGUAUGGAGAUCUAGUGUUACCCAAAGUUUAAAGGGAAUUGUAACUGCUGGAUUUAUAAAAUCUAUUCGGUACAGUGCAACAAAAGUAAAGAAGAUGAUACAGACAAAUCCACAGAUAAUUUCCCCUCCAAAACUAGAGCCAAGUCAAAGUAAAAUAGAAAGUAAUUUGAAAAAUGUGAAGACUGAAGUACUAUCAAAGGAAACAGACAAACGUAUAGAGUAG